AUGAACAAGGAUCAGAUCCACAAAAUAUUGGAUCUUUGCCUCUUGUGUGCUGGAUUACAGGUGUGUGCCACCACGCCCAGCUCUACACAGGUUUUAUAUUCAGCUGAUGAUAAAAGAAAUUAUAUAGCCUGUAGCAGCUUUCUGGCAGUGACAACCUCCUCACAAAGCCUACCUCACAAAGAUUUCCUUCAUCCUUCUCCAGAAGAGGAGAGGAGGAUACACAAAAAGUACCUGGUGCAGAGCCCCACUUCCUACUUCAUGGAUGUGAAAUGCCCAGAAUGCUAUAAAAUGACUAUGGUCUUUAGCCACACACAAACAGUAGUUUUGUGUGUUGGCUGCGCCACUGUCCUUUGCCAGCCUACAGGAAGAAAAGCAAGAUUUACAGGAGGGUGUUCCUUCUGGAGGAAGCAGCACCAGCAGCACCCUGAAGCAAGAUGAGUGGGAAACCAUCCCCAAAAUGCAUUUGGGUAAAAAAAAAAAAA
Molecule: messenger RNA, 482 nt
Organism: Chinchilla lanigera (long-tailed chinchilla)
Lineage: Eukaryota; Metazoa; Chordata; Mammalia; Rodentia; Chinchillidae
Product: 40S ribosomal protein S27-like
Exons: 2
Coding region: 1-438 (145 amino acids)
Biological process (GO): translation; ribosomal small subunit assembly
Cellular component (GO): ribosome; cytosolic small ribosomal subunit
Molecular function (GO): RNA binding; structural constituent of ribosome
Source: RefSeq, a predicted model, not a curated record